Molecule: messenger RNA, 1904 nt
Organism: Cuculus canorus (common cuckoo)
Lineage: Eukaryota; Metazoa; Chordata; Aves; Cuculiformes; Cuculidae
Product: histone acetyltransferase KAT5-like
Biological process (GO): regulation of DNA-templated transcription
Molecular function (GO): histone acetyltransferase activity
Source: RefSeq, a predicted model, not a curated record
GGAAGUGGGCGGAGACAAACCCGGAAGUGAAGCCCCUCAAAGUCCGGAAGCGGAGGUUGAGGAGAAUGGCGGAGGUGGGGGAGGUGUCCGAGGGCUGCCGGCUGCCGGUGCUGCGCCGCAACCAGGACAACGAGGACGAGUGGCCGUUGGCCGAGAUCCUCAGCGUGAAGGACAUCAGCGGGAGGAAACUCUUCUACGUACACUACAUCGACUUCAACAAGCGCUUGGACGAAUGGGUGACGCAGGAGCGGUUGGACCUGAAGCGCGUGCAGGUUCCUCGCAAGGAGGCCAAAACGCCCACCAAGAACGGACUGCCCGGCUCGCGACCCGGCUCCCCCGAACGCGACCCGGUCCUCGUGGUGGCUUUGUCCCCAAGGUCCCUAAAUUCCUCCUCUUCCUCCUCGCCGCAGAGGAAGAGCCUGGAGCUGCCGUUGCCGGCGACUCCGGCCACCGGGAAGAGCUUACCAGGGCCACCACCGGUGCCACCAGGGCCACCACCACCACCUCCACCACCACCACCACCACCACCGGCGGCGGCGGCGGCGGGAGGGCCACCGGGGGGGCCGCAAGGGCCACCGGGGACGGUGCCCGUUCACAUCACCCUUCGCUUUCACCUGCCCAAGGAGAGCGAGGCCGAACCCCCCUCGGCCGCCGGGCAGCGCCCCACGAAGCGGAAGGUGGAGGUGGUGUCCCCCGCGACCCCCGUCCCCGCCGCCACCGACACCUCCCCGGCCUCCGUCUUCCCCCAGAAUGGUUCGGCUCGGAGAGCGGCGGCCGCGCAGCCCGGGAGGAAGAGGAAGUCGGCGUGUCUGGGGACCGACGAGGACUCUCAGGACUCGUCGGACGGAGCCCCGUCGGCGCCGCGGAUGACGGGCAGUUUGGUUUCGGACCGGAGUCACGACGAUAUCGUGACGCGGAUGAAAAACAUCGAAUGCAUCGAACUGGGGCGGCACCGCCUCAAACCGUGGUACUUCUCCCCAUACCCCCAGGAGCUGACGGCGCUGCCCGUCCUCUACCUCUGCGAGUUCUGCCUCAAGUACGGCCACAGCCUGCGCUGCCUCCAGCGCCACCUGACCAAAUGCGAUUUGCGCCACCCCCCCGGCAAUGAGAUCUAUCGCAAAGGCACCAUCUCCUUCUUCGAGAUAGACGGUCGCAAGAACAAAAGUUAUUCGCAGAACCUUUGCCUCUUGGCGAAGUGUUUGGAUCAUAAAACGUUGUAUUACGACACUGAUCCUUUUCUUUUCUACGUUAUGACCGAGUACGACUGUAAAGGCUUCCACAUCGUCGGCUACUUCUCCAAGGAGAAGGAAUCGACGGAGGACUACAACGUGGCGUGCAUCCUCACCCUUCCCCCCUACCAGCGCCGCGGCUACGGGAAACUCCUCAUCGAGUUCAGCUAUGAGCUGUCGAAGGUGGAGGGGAAGACGGGGACCCCCGAAAAGCCGCUGUCGGAUUUGGGGCUCCUCUCGUACCGCAGUUAUUGGUCCCAAACCAUCCUGGAGAUCCUCAUGGGACUGAAAGCCGAGGGCGGGGAGAGGCCCCAGAUCACCAUCAAUGAGAUCAGCGAGAUCACCAGUAUCAAGAAGGAAGACGUUAUCUCCACUCUGCAGUACCUCAAUCUCAUCAACUACUAUAAGGGGCAGUACAUCCUGACCCUCUCGGAGGACAUCGUGGAGGGCCACGAGCGGGCGAUGCUGAAGCGCGUCCUGCGCAUCGACGCCAAAUGCCUCCACUUCACCCCCAAAGACUGGAGCAAGAGGGGCAAGUGGUGACCCCAAUAAACACAGCCCCGCGCGCCGCCCCGCGCUCUUUACUGGGGGGCACUGGGACGGGAUCGGGGGGCACUGGGAGGGGAUCGGAGGGGACUGGAAGGCACUGGGAGGGGAUUGGAGGAGACUGGGAGG